AUGUGGCAGAGAAGACAGGGUUGGUGUCAUUGUUUUCGAAAUAAACUGUGCAAUAGGGGCCAUAAUACGAACAAUUUAGUAGAAGUAUCAAUAAGAGUAUUUAAGGAUUUGGUACUACGAAGAUGUAAGGCUUUCAACACAGUAUCCUUAGUAGAAUUUAUCUCAUUAUCACUGGAAGACUUCUACAAAGAAAAAUUGUUGCGUUAUGCUAGCUCCAGGGAUAACAAAUUGUUAAUUUAUUUUACGAAAUUUUGCAAAAAAUCGGUUGAUCUUCGUGGUGUGAAAGUGUCUGAAGAUCAGUUUACAGUUACUUCAGCUGCAGAUGAGACACUUUUGUACCAUACAAAGUUGGAAGUGUGUGACUGUCCAGAAGGGGCAGGAGGGAAAUUUUGCAAGCAUCUGUGCGCUGCAUAUGAUACUGGUGUGCCGAUGCACAACGUUCCUAAUAUUAAAUAG
Phaedon cochleariae (mustard beetle) is the source of this 456-nucleotide messenger RNA. Lineage: Eukaryota; Metazoa; Arthropoda; Insecta; Coleoptera; Chrysomelidae. The record is from the annotation of a GenBank genome assembly.